AUGGGUGAUGUCUCUGCGAGAAAAUUGGGCAGUAAUGAUGGAGAUGAUGAAGACUUGGUCUCUAAAAACCAUAAUAAAAUCACACCUUAUUUGAGAAUAGAAGAACUGGAUUUUACACCUGCUUGCGAAAUAAAAAGUCGAGAAGCUAUUUCUGCUAUACAUCGUGCCAAGACUCAAAUUUGUAAACAGCAAAUUGUGAACAAGACUUGUCAUAUACAAAAUGGUGAUUUUUAUCCUAAAAAAUUACCAAAUUACUGCAUUUCGAAGAAAAGGACUUACGGUCGAAAUCUAGGAUGUUACUUAGAUGAAAAAAAAUUAAGAUUACUCUCCAGUUUCUAUGGAAACUAUGCUAAUCAUAAUUCCCCUAAGUUUUGUUUAGAUAUUUGUGUACAAGCUGGAUUCCCUUUUGCAGGAGUUCAAUAUGCCUCUGAAUGUUUCUGUGGUGAUGUUGAACCACCAUUGACUUCAAAAACUUAUAAUGAAUCUUGUGAUAUGAAAUGUCCAGCUGAUAACACAAAAAAUUGUGGAGGCUAUUUUACAAUGAACAUAUAUGAAACAGGCUUAGAUAAGUUUGUUCCACAAUUGCCUACAGGGUCCCUUGGUGAAGAAACUUCAGUCGGAAUAGUAUUUCUUUUAACAUUAAAUGGAAGGGCAUUGCGUCAAGUCCACAGAUUAAUUAAUGCUCUUUAUAGAACUAAUCAUUAUUUUUACAUACAUGUUGAUCAAAGACAGGAUUACUUGCAUAGAGAAUUAUUAAAAUUAGAAAACAAUUUUCCAAACAUUAAGUUAGCUUCAAAAAGAUUUUCAACCAUAUGGGGUGGAGCAUCCCUUCUCACUAUGCUGCUGUCAUCAAUGAGUGAAAUAUUAACAUUAGGCUGGAAGUGGGAUUAUGUUAUCAAUUUAAGCGAAAGUGAUUUUCCAAUUAAAUCAUUAGAAGAAUUAGAGAAAUUUCUAUCUGCAAAUAAGGAUUUUAAUUUUGUUAAAUCUCAUGGGCGGGAGGCACAAAGAUUUAUUAAGAAACAGGGUCUUGACAAAACUUUUAUUGAGUGUGAGACACACAUGUGGAGAGUUGGUGAAAGAAAAUUACCUCAAGGUAUUGUUAUAGAUGGAGGGAGUGAUUGGAUUGCUCUCUCACCAAAAUUUGUUUCUUAUGUUAUUGAAAAAAAAGAUGAACUGUUAGCAGGCCUAGAAGUUAUAUUUCAACACACCUUGUUACCUGCAGAAUCUUAUUUCCAUACUGUAUUAAGAAAUUCAAAAUUUUGUAAUACAUACGUAGAUAAUAAUUUACAUGUCACAAAUUGGAAACGUAAAUUAGGUUGUAAGUGUCAAUAUAAACAUGUUGUAGAUUGGUGUGGUUGUUCACCAAAUGAUUUUAAAACUGAAGACUGGCCAAGAAUACAAAAUACUAAAAGUAGACAACUAUUCUUUGCAAGAAAAUUUGAGCCAAUCAUUAAUCAAGAAAUUAUUACUAGAGUAGAACAAUAUAUAGGCAUUACAGAUCAUUAUUUAAUACCAAAUUUAGAAGCAUAUUGGCAAAACCUCUAUGAUAUUAAUGACUUAACAGCCAGUACUGAUGAUAUACUCUUGACACAUGCAGGAAGUAUUACACGUCUUAAUGCAAAAAUAUUAAGUGAAGAAAAUUGUCAUAUAAAAAUAAGUGAAGUAAUAGCUAUAAAUAUUUAUAAAUAUGCAGACAUUUACAAGGGAAACUUGAUAUUACACAAAGCUUUAAUACAAGACAAAGAAGUACUUUUAGAAACGUGGUAUAAGCCAAAACAAUAUCUAGAUCUAAAUUUUGAAAAUCAAAAUGAUUACAUUAAAAUAUUUAAAGUAAGUUCAGAUUAUGAUCAGAAAGAAAUGAUGUUCAGAAAUUUAGGUAACAUAUUAGGUCCACUAUCAGAACCAGUUCUAUUGUACCAAUUUUCUGCACACAUUGACAAGGUGUUUGGUAAUUUAACAAUACUUUGGCUGGACCCAUCUGGUAGUGUAGCAGAUGUUAAUACUAUCCAAAGGGAUGAAAAUAAUUUGACAAAUUUUAUCAAACCCAAUAUUAAACAACCUUUACUGCCUGGUGUUUGGAAGGUUGGCUUAUUUGAUCAAACAAAUACUAUUGCAAUGACUAAAUUUUUAAUAAGUCCUUUUGAGUAUUUUUCUGGCAAAGAAAUAACCCAACAAGAAGCUAAUUUAAUUCAUCAUGGGUCGAAAAAUUCUUAUAAAAAUCAAAGUUAUCUAAAGCCUAGAAACUUUUUGCCUAACCAGGAAGAUAAGAUAUUACUAACAGAAAUAUCAAAUUCAAAUAUCAAGAGAAUCAAUGGAGAUUUAAUAGAUUGGAUUGAUAAUUUAAGUAUAGAUUUUUACAAUGUUUUAGGUUCAUGUAUUUUAUAUCCUGAUAAAGAUCUUAUAGAAAAAGCAUCUUGUGGUAAUUAUAAAUUUCAAAAAUGUAUACUAACAGAAUGGAGUACUCAUUCACCAGAUCCAAAAGGUUCUGUAGGCAUAUUAGAUAAAAAAUCAGGAAGAUUAAAAAGAACA
This is a messenger RNA of Brenthis ino (lesser marbled fritillary), 2529 nucleotides long. The record is from the annotation of a GenBank genome assembly. Lineage: Eukaryota; Metazoa; Arthropoda; Insecta; Lepidoptera; Nymphalidae.